Mesocestoides corti is the source of this 780-nucleotide messenger RNA. NCBI's taxonomy places the organism in Eukaryota, Metazoa, Platyhelminthes, Cestoda, Cyclophyllidea, Mesocestoididae. The record is from the annotation of a GenBank genome assembly.
AUGGCCUGUGUUGCGCUCAAGAGAUCGGCCGCAUUUGAAAUCAUCGGCCCAUCCUCACCGAAAAGGCAUAGAUGUUCCUCAAGUCUUCCUUGUAACUGCCAGCUUCCUGCGCAAGAGUCAGCCUUUACACCUUCCACGAAGAUAUCGAAGUGUAAGUUCGAUUUCUCGCCCGGUAAUGCCUUGGAGUUCUUUGUUAAUCACAUCGUACUUUUGUCUCCAGCUCAGAUACAUCGACGCAUCCGCGAAGAGGUACUUCGACUUCAGCGCCGCCGAGUCAUUCCAAAAUUCCCGAUACAUUGUCUUCCAACAAAUAUCGAAGCGCCGGAUGUGUAUAAUGAUAGACCAAGCUCUCCUGAAGAAUCAUCACCUCCGGCAUGCUCUCAGGUGAUUAGUAGUAUGCGUCACAUGGCGAUUCGUUCGCCCAAAGCCGACUCGGAAGCUUCCUCGGACUCCGAUGAGGGCUGCGAGGCGUCCACUUCACCUCCUCAGUCCCGCCCCGCCUCGUCGGUGGCAGCCCUCGCUCAAGCCUCAUCAAAAAUCGCUUCAUCAGUUGCUUCCGGUGCCACCCAUGCUUCCCACGACACAGUACCGCUUUUCACGCUGUGCCAAGUAACUGCGUUGUGUGAUCGCCUCAUUCGUGAGAGAGAAGACCAGCUCAGGGAGGAGUACGACAACAUCCUCUCUUGUAAACUUGCGGAACAGUACGAGGCCUUACUGAAAUUUAAUCAAGAUCAGCUGAGCCAUCGAUUCAAGGAUACCCCUAUGAGCUACGUGUCCUAA